AUGAGGUGGAUUGAGGUUGAUCGUUCUGAUGAAAUUGAUCAAGAAAUUGUGAGCGGUCUGAUUGUAAUGUUGGAUGAAAAGAAUGAACUUGUGAAGAAAUUCCGAACUGCCCGUGACAGGUUUGAAAAGGAUAAUGUUGUUGAAUUGGAUAUCUUUCUGAAGGUAUCUAAAGCAACUGAUGGGAGGGAAAAUCGACCUGGACCUUCAAACGAAGUAGCUGGAAUCUUGGUCGGCGAUCAAGAGGAGACUGAUCAGAGCCGUGAUGUGAUAGUUGAUGAAAUCAAAUUAGGAUUACAAAGGAUUCCCAACAUUCACCCUAAAUUAAUGGCGUUGCAAUAUCCUUUACUUUUUCCUAAUGGUGAAGAUGGGUUCCACCUAGGAUUAAAAUAUGAGGCAACUGAAGAGCAGCGUGGUAAAACAAGAGAAAGCAUCACCUUGAAGGAUUAUUAUGCAUACAGACUUCAGGUCAGGCACAAUGAAGGCAUGUCGCCAAGACUUGGUGGACGACUGUUUCAACAGUAUAUUGUAGAUGCAUUUUCUACAAUUGAGCAGGCCCGUCUAUGGUGGUACAGAACUCAUCAGACCACUCUAAGGAGUGAGUUGUACAGUCACAUAUGCGAUACUAUACGAUCUGGUGAUCUAGAUAAAACUAAUCUUGGAAAGAGUUUCAUUCUACCAGCGGGCUAUGUUGGAUCAAAGCGAUAUAUGCAACAGAAUUUCCAGGAUGCUCUCGCUGUAUGUCGACACAUUGGUCACCCAGAUAUUUUCCUUACAAUGACAUCAAAUCCUAUGUGGCCAGAGGUUAUUGAGAUGAUGAAGCUGAUUCCAUAUGGUACCCCUGUCGACAAUCCAGAUAUCAUUGCUAGAGUAUUUAAGCUAAAACUUAAUCAGCUGCUCCAUGAUAUACGACAAGAAAGUUUCUUUGGAACAUGCAUUGGAGUUAUGUAUGUUGUUGAAUUCCAAAAGCGCGGUCUGCCUCACGUUCAUAUGCUGAUAUGGCUUGAUUCAGAAUCGAAGGUAAAAUUGAAAAGAGAUGUUGACAAAUUCGUUUCAGCUGAAAUACCUGAUCCACAGAUUGAUCCAGCUGGUUAUGAAGCUGUCAAACAGUUUAUGAUCCAUGGCCCGUGUGGUCCUGAAUUCCCAAAAUCUCCCUGCAUGGUUAAUCACAAGUGUUCUAGGCAUUUUCCCAAAAAGUAUGCAAAUAGCACAACUUUUGAUGAUUCCGGUUUCCCCGUGUACAAGAGGACGAAUUCUGGGAUUACAGUUAAAGUUAGAAACGCGCAGCUGGAUAAUCAAUGGGUUGUCCCAUAUAACAGAGAUCUUCUGGUAAAAUACCAGUGUCAUAUCAAUAUCGAAAUAUGCUGUCAUGCUCGCAACAUAAAAUAUUUGUUUAAAUAUUGUUUGAAAGGUCCUGACAGAGCAACUAUUGAAAUUCGUGGUUCCAGAGUGACCCAAAAAACAAAGCCAGAUGACCCUGUAGACGAGAUUCAACAAUAUUUUGAUGGAAGAUAUAUAUGUGGAGCUGAAUCUGCAUAUCGUACCUUUGGUUUUGACAUACAUUAUAGGUCAAUAUCCGUUGAGCGUUUACCUUUCCACCUUCCAGGAAAACGUUCGUGCACAUGGAGAUCAGAUGAACCUUUGAAGAAGGUUGUAAACAGAGAAAAAUCACGCAGAAGCAAGUUGGAGGCAUUCUUUCAUCUCAAUACCAUUGACCCUAAUGCCAGGGAGUAUACAUACGAUGAAAUUCCAAAACAUUAUGUCUGGCACGAUUCUCUGUGUUCUUGGAACCCCCGUAAAAAGGGAUUCCAAAUAGGGCGAUUGACCUACUGCCACCAUAGUAGCGGCGAUGUCUGGUAUUUGCGUAUGCUUCUCUCCCGGAUAAAAGGACCAGUUUCAUUCGAGGCUCUAAGGACAAUAGAUGGAAAACUGUACAAUUCAUUUCAGGAAGCUGCUAACCAUUAUGGUUUUCUCAAUGAUGAUAAUGAAUGGCAUGAGGUUAUUGCAGAGUGUGCAAAAUGUGGGUUUGCAGCCCAGAUCAGACAACUUUUUGUUCACAUCAUUGUCAAUAGCCAGGUGAACGAUAUUUUCAAACUAUGGUCUUCACAUAUUGAAUCUUUGACUGAUGAUAUAUUACAGCAACGGCGGAAAAGCACUGGCAAUCCCUUACUCAUUCUCAGUGACGAGGAGAUUCAAAACCAUGCUCUUGCAGAUGUUCAUAAGUUGUUAAAGGCUGUUGGAAAGAGUUUGUCUGAUUAUCCAAUGCUACCACAACCUCCGCCGAUUUAUCUGAAUAUAGGAACAAAUAAUCUCAUACUGGAUGAGACAAACUAUGAUGUUGUUGCCAUGCAGAACGAAUUUGACAAACUGAUUGAGAAUUGCAAUGAAGAUCAGAUGAAAGUUUUUGAAGAAAUAAUUACUGCUGUCGAGAAAGAACAGGGUGGUGUUUUUUUUGUUUAUGGUAGUGGUGGCUGUGGGAAGACAUUUCUGUGGAGAACUCUGAUACACAAGUUACGAUCACAGCGUAAAAUUGUGUUGCCAGUAGCAUCAUCUGGAAUAGCUGCAACUCUUCUUCCAGGUGGCCGUACUGCUCAUUCGCGCUUCAAAAUUCCUAUCAUUCUUGAUGAUUUUUCUGUCUGCAAUAUAGCACACGACUCUGAUAUUGCUGCACUUAUUAAAGAAACAAGUUUGAUUAUAUGGGAUGAAGCACCAAUGACUCAUCGCUACGCGUUUGAAUGUUUGGAUCGUACACUACGUGAUUUGAUGAAAUCAGUUGAUCCACAAAGAUAUCAUCAACCUUUUGGUGGAAUAACAAUAGUUUUUGGUGGUGAUUUCAGACAAGUCCUUCCCGUAAUUCCAUUUGCCUCUCGUGCAGAUGUUGUCAAUGCCAGCAUCACCCGAUCUCGGGUAUGGAAAUUUUGCAAGGUAUUUACACUGAAUCGUAACAUGCGCUUAGGCCAAUCAGAUAGUGAAGAGAGGAAUGAGGUUCUGAGGCAGUUUGCCAAAUGGGUUUUAUCUAUUGGUGAUGGUUCAUUUUCAAAUGUAGAUAAAUCAAAAGAUGGCAUCACUGAGUUUGAUAUUGAUCUGCCUGAUGGCUAUUGCAACAUGUCAGAUUCAAACUCCGUUGAAAAAAUUGUUGAUGCGGUGUUUCCUGACCUUCAAAAAAUGUACCAUUCUCCACAGUAUCUUGCCGAAAGAGCAAUCCUUACGCCAACAAACAAAACUGCUGCUGAGAUAAACUCUGUGAUUGUGGAUAAAUUGCCAGGGGAAGCAGUAUCAUACUACAGCCGAGAUGAAGCUCAGGAGUUUGGUGGAUCUGAAUCUGAUUUUCCUAUGUGUUUUCCAUCCGAGUACUUGCACAAUUUUAAUAUGCCUGGUGUUCCUGCUCAUGAGCUGAUACUGAAGGAAGGUGCAAUGGUAAUGUUAAUGAGGAAUCUUGAUCAAACAGUGGGGCUGUGCAACGGAACCCGGAUGGUAGUCACAAAAUGCCUCAAACAUUCUGUGCAGUGUGAGGUUAUAUGUGGAUCCUCUGCUGGCCUGCGUUUUUUUAUUCCAAGAAUCGAGUGUUGUCCCAGUGAUACCAAGCUCCCUUUCAAAUUUAUUCGGAAUCAGCUCCCGCUACAAAUUUGUUAUGCAAUGACAAUCAACAAAUCACAAGGACAAUCCCUUUCAUUUGUUGGUUUAUAUCUUCCGAAACCUGUUUUCAGUCAUGGCCAAUUAUAUGUUGCCAUCAGCCGUGUUACUUCUCCUGAAGGGCUACGAAUUUUCAUAGAUGACGAUCUGGGCAGAUGUAGUCGCAGAACAGAAAAUGUUGUGUAUCCGGAGGUAUUUUAUAGUUUAAGAUAGAAUGACCCUAUGAAACACCUCCUAAUUGGAGACUAUGUUUUUCAUACUGCAAGCAGCUUACUUGCAGAGUAUGGCUAUCCUAUUUUUCGAUGUACUCCUACUUUUGUUUAUUUGAAAAAGUAAUGCAUUGUGUCAAAAGGAUA
Molecule: messenger RNA, 3986 nt
Organism: Daucus carota subsp. sativus
Lineage: Eukaryota; Viridiplantae; Streptophyta; Magnoliopsida; Apiales; Apiaceae
Exons: 5
Coding region: 1-3843 (1280 amino acids)
Biological process (GO): DNA repair; telomere maintenance
Molecular function (GO): DNA helicase activity
Source: RefSeq, a predicted model, not a curated record